AUGUCCCACGAAGCCGCCCUCACAUCUUCGGCCGCGCAAGCCAUUGCUCCCGAUCUCUUUCCCCCACGCACUCCUCUCAGCACAGCCCAAAUCGAAGCCAGCAUAACCGCCUGUCUCACCGUACAGCGACGGGCAGUCACCCAAGGAAAACGACCCUUUGCCGCCGUGCUCCUCGGUCCCGACAACGAAACCGUACUCCUCACGCAUCAAAGCAUUGAUCAAGUAAAUCACGCCGAGAGCUCUCUAGCCAAACUCGCAUACUCGCAUUAUACGAAAGAGUAUUUGUGGAGAUGUACGUUGGUUAGUACGUGGGAACCUUGUGCUAUGUGUUCGGCGACGAUUUACUGGGCGCAUAUUGGACGAAUCGUGUAUGCGGCGACGAACGAACAAUUGGCGGGUCUAACGGGCCCCGGCAAUCGAGAGAAUUUCACGUUGAAAUGGCAUACGAGAGAUAUUUUGGAGGGGCAACAAAAGGAUAUUGAGAUUAUUGGGCCGGUGGAGAAGAUGGAUUUGGUGGUUGUGGAGGAGAGUGAUAAAUAUUGGUGUACCACUAGAGCUCGUGCGUGA
Molecule: messenger RNA, 567 nt
Organism: Botrytis byssoidea
Lineage: Eukaryota; Fungi; Ascomycota; Leotiomycetes; Helotiales; Sclerotiniaceae
Exons: 2
Coding region: 1-567 (188 amino acids)
Biological process (GO): purine nucleoside catabolic process
Molecular function (GO): guanosine deaminase activity
Source: RefSeq, a predicted model, not a curated record